AAGGGGAAGGGGGGGAAAAGAAUCAAAAACCUCGGAAAUAAAAAAAAGGAGAGGAAAAAAAAACCCUAGUUUUUAUCCAAAAUCGAAGAAUGCGGUGAUCUUGUUUCCCCAUUUCCAAUAAAAAUUGCCGCCAUGGAUUCGACCGACGGAUUCAGCGCUUCCCCUCCGAAUCGAUCCCCAGGCAGAGAUGAUAAUGAAAAUUCGACUUACAUUAAGAUCCUGGUUUCAAAUAUGGAUGCUGGUUGUAUAAUUGGAAGGGGUGGCUCAACUAUUACAGAAUUUCAGGCACUGUCUGGAGCUCGUAUUCAGCUCUCACGCAACAACGAGUUCUUUCCAGGAACAUCGGAGAGAAUAAUCAUGGUCUCUGGUAUUAUUGAUGAUGUUAUGAAGGCAACUGAACUCAUCCUUGAGAAAUUAUUGAAUGAGGCAGGGGAAACUAGUGAUGCUGAGAUUAUAUCAAAAGUGAGGCUUGUUGUUCCUAACAACUCGUGUGGUGGGAUAAUUGGGAAAGGAGGAUCGAUCAUUAAGUCAUUUAUUGAAGAAUCACACGCUGGGAUCAAAAUAUCACCUCAGGAUAGUAACUUUUUUGGACUGAAUGAUAGACUAGUCACAAUAACAGGGACUUUAGAGGAAUGUAUGUAUGCAAUUGAUCUAAUCAUGUCAAAGUUAAUGGAAGACGCUCAUUAUUCAUUAUCGGCAGCUAGUCUAUAUCCCUAUGCAGGCCUUAUCCUUAAUGGAGGUCAUGGUACUCCAUUGGGCUAUACUGUUCCUUCAGUGCCAUACAGCAGAGCGAAUUAUGUGCCUAAUGGUGUUGGAAAGUACCGUAGCAAUAAGGGCAUGAUGCCACCUCUGAUUUCGACAAGGUCAUCUCCUGGGGGUUCUGAAGGCGAAGGAAUUUCUGUGACAAUUGGUGUCGCAGAUGAACAUAUAGGUUUUGUUCUCGGUCGAGGGGGGAGAACUAUUAUGGAGAUUAUUCAGAUUAGUGGAGCCAGAAUCAAGAUAUCAGACAGAAAUGAUUUCAUGCCAGGCACAUCUAAUAGGAAAGUGACAAUUACAGGAUCACAUGAAGCUGUUAAUGCUGCUGAAGACAUGAUUAGGAACAAGGUCUCAUCAAUUUCAGAGGGUUGAUGACGUUCAUAUCACCACUAGCCUGACUUUUGCUAAAACUGCCAUUGACUGAUGAAAGUUGACUGUGCUUGCUAUUUAAUUUCUCUGCUAACAUCGGACUCGAAAAAGAAGGGAUAGUUUCAGAAUAUGAGAAUUUGAAAUGGUCAGUUGGAAAAAUUAUAUGUAUAUAUAUAUACACACACACGCACAUACACACACAUACUUAUGUUGCAAGGUUUUACUAUAUGGAACUCGAUAGUUUUAGUUUCUUUCGUAA
This is a messenger RNA of Asparagus officinalis (garden asparagus), 1384 nucleotides long. Its product is annotated as protein BTR1-like. Lineage: Eukaryota; Viridiplantae; Streptophyta; Magnoliopsida; Asparagales; Asparagaceae. The transcript is spliced from 8 exons. Gene Ontology annotation, cellular component: cytosol; cytoplasm. The record is from RefSeq and is a predicted model, not a curated record. Gene Ontology annotation, molecular function: mRNA binding. Gene Ontology annotation, biological process: regulation of gene expression. The coding region runs from base 133 to 1128 and encodes 331 amino acids.